AUGAAAGCCAUCGACAAGAUGAUCGUGAUGGGCAGCCAGAUGGACGGACACUUGUUGAAGGCUGCGGCUGAAGCGCACCACAAGGCCAUUGGCAGCAUCGAUGCCACGGGAGUGACGUCUGCUGCUGACUAUGAGGCAGUGAACGCAGCUAUUGGACGCAUUGUCGCAUCGGUGCCAAAAGCGACAGUGAUGGAUGUGUACAACUCGAUGGCCGCAGUGGUGGAUGGAACCGUCCCCAACAACAUGUUCUCCAAGGUGAACCCUCUCGAUGCAGUUGCCGCUGCAAAGGGCUUCUACACCUUCAAGGAUGUGGUGGAAGCGUCUCAGCGCUGA
Durusdinium trenchii is the source of this 333-nucleotide messenger RNA. NCBI's taxonomy places the organism in Eukaryota, Dinophyceae, Suessiales, Symbiodiniaceae. The record is from the annotation of a GenBank genome assembly.